Messenger RNA from Fraxinus pennsylvanica, 1725 nucleotides. The record is from the annotation of a GenBank genome assembly. NCBI's taxonomy places the organism in Eukaryota, Viridiplantae, Streptophyta, Magnoliopsida, Lamiales, Oleaceae.
AUGUAUGCCGAGGAAAUCAUAGCUAGUUUCUCCAUCCUCCUUUUGCUUGUUAUGUUAUCUGCUUCAGCUAUAAUGGUCCCAACCGCCAAAAGACAUCUUGAAAUGAAGUACCAAGAAAUGCUGAAACGGGCUUCAGAGGAAGAACUCGAGCAGUCUGUGGAGUUCGAGAAAAUCACAACGGAUAAACUAAGAGCAAUGAUCAGGAAAUACUGGGUGAUGGCAGAAACUAGUAGCCCUCAAUUCGUGAUUGCACGUUCUGUAACCUGUUCGACUUCAGGUGUAAUUUGUCUGCUGAUUGCUUUCAUUUUGGCAGAAGCUCAGGCUCGAAUGGCCAUAAAAGGUAGAACAUUCAGUGAAACAGCUUCUAACUAUGGUUCGUCAACGAGUUGGAUACUACUUGCUCAAUCUGCUGGAGUGAUUGUCGGUACUAUUGCCCCUGCAUUCAGAUGGUUGACUGCAGUAAAUUUUGCAUACUCAGAGAAAGGCCAGCUGAGCUUUAAGAAUGCAUUCAUAAUCGAGACUUACUGGACUCAGAUGCUGGUGGACUGGAAGGAAAGCUCCUUACAAUUGGAAAUUAGAGACAGGAAGCGGAGAAAAGUUCUUCAUGAUGCAAAAGGACUAAUUUUGAAUUUUGUCAUUAGAGUUCAGACGUUGAUCGUUCUGUCCUGCAAGUUAGUUCAACUUAUCUCUGUCUGCUUUGUGGGUCGAAUCAUCUUUUGUUUCCACUGCAUCACAAGGUUGAAGAAUAAUUUCACCUCUAGUAUUCAUCAGUUUUCAGAAUCGGAAUCAGGAGUUAAUACAGAACAGGAUCUUAUCGAUUAUGUUCUGCUACUUGAAGGUCAAGUCGCGCAGCCUCCAAGGACCCUUAAAAACAUCUGCAACAAGGUGGAUAAGGUGAUCGAGAUGGGUAAAAAGCAGCAACCGAAGAAGCUGGAAAACCUUUUACUUAAAAUUGACAACUUCAGCAGCUUGACAGAAAUUUAUGAUUAUCAAGUACCAAGUCAACAUUCUCAGGAACCUCCUAAUUGCUGGUCUUUAGAUCUGGUGAUCUUUACAACUAUAGCUAUCGCACUUCCAAACAUCCCAAUACAGAGUACUAAUUGGUUACUUACCCGCGUUAACAAAGGCCAAAUCUAUGUAAAACAUAUCGAGAAAAUCCUUGAUGGAAAUGGGGUUCGAUUAAACAUCAGAAAUGCAGCAGAUGCCAUGUGGGUAGAUGUCGAACUAUAUAAAAAGUGGCAGCACAAAGAUCUCAAUGAAAUGUCUCGUAAGGGCAGAAAUUCCAAGGAGGUAUUACAAAAACUCUCUGAUUUAGCUGAAAAGACAGUAAUGGAGUUUAAGACAAAUGCGAAAGAUUGUCGUAUAAAAAACCCUCUUAAUUGGCCGGUCAAGGUCAUAUCUGCUAAUUCAAUGUACAAAAUCACAAGAGCUAUUUUGCAGCUACACGAAGGCGAGGAUCCCCUAACCGAUGAGGGAUUAUUCAACCAAUUAUCCACAACGAUUGCAGAUGUACUGGCAGCAUGUCUUACGAAUUUAACUCGCAUUAUAACCAUGAAAUGUCACCAGAAUUCCAUUGAAGAGAGGGAGAAAAGUGUCUACAAGGCAGCUCUCCUGUUAGGUGAAACUGAAGAAAUUCUCCGUAUUCUUCAGCAGCGUAAAGAACAGAGUUCGAAUCUGAAAACUCAGCAUAUAUUGAAAAAGAGCAUGGAAAUUAGGAUCUCCUAA